This is a messenger RNA of Gadus macrocephalus (Pacific cod), 1140 nucleotides long. Its product is annotated as olfactory receptor 8G17-like. Gene Ontology annotation, cellular component: membrane. NCBI's taxonomy places the organism in Eukaryota, Metazoa, Chordata, Actinopteri, Gadiformes, Gadidae. Gene Ontology annotation, molecular function: olfactory receptor activity; G protein-coupled receptor activity. Bases 68 to 1078 code for a protein of 336 amino acids. Gene Ontology annotation, biological process: G protein-coupled receptor signaling pathway. The record is from RefSeq and is a predicted model, not a curated record. The transcript has a single exon.
ACGUUUUCUGAUUAAAAUUGUAUUAUCAAUAUUGGCAUCUUGUAAUUAGUGAUGAAACAUAUUCAUUAUGGUCUUAUUAUUGUCUUACCUCUACAAUAACUACCCACAACUUUAUUUUGCAUUUGGUUUCAGCUCAAUGGGAAACUACACAUACAACAGUUACAUGCUUCGUUUGGAAGGGUUACAAGUGACAAAGGACACAAUGUACCCUGCGUUCAUCUUCCUGCUGUUCGCCUAUCUUUUCAUCAUAUUUGUGAAUGUGGGCAUGGUAGUAAUAGUGUUCAUUGAAAGGACCCUUCACCAGCCUAUGUAUUUCCUUUUUUGCAACCUGCCAUUCAAUGACAUAUUAGGUAACUCCAUCAUGGUGCCACGGCUGCUUGCAUACGUCUUCGUGCCUCCUUCUGAACGCUUCAUCAGCUACUACGAGUGUGUGGUCCAGGCCUUUACCACACACAUGUUUGGCACAACUUCCCACACCAUUAUGAUGAUCAUGGCCUUUGAUAGAUACGUGGCUAUCUGUGUUCCCUUGCGCUACUCCACAAUAAUGAGUAACAAAAUGGUAAUUAAUCUGACUGCUGCAGCAUGGGGAGUUGCGUUUGUUUUUGUGUCAGUUCUCAUAAGUCUUACCGUACGACUCAACAGAUGCAGGGAUGUCAUUGAAAAUUUUUACUGUGACAACGCUAGCUUAUUUAAGCUUUCCUGUGACAGUGUUUUUAUUAAUAACGUGUAUGGCCUCACAUUUACUGUGCUUCUAUUUGUUGGAUCUCUUGGCAGCGUGCUCCUUACCUAUGCUAAGAUCACAGCUGUCUGUUUGUCAAGUAAGAACAAGGCUUUGAAUAGUAAAGCCUUAAAGACUUGCAGCACUCAUCUGUGUCUCUAUUUGCUCAUGGUGAUUAGUGGUUUCAUACCUAUUAUCCUCCACCGUUUCCCCAAGUGGACACAUGAACGAAAGAUUGCAUCGAUCUUGUUCCAUAUAGUUCCAGGCUGCCUCAACCCAAUAAUUUAUGGCUUUCAGUCAACAGAGGUCCGAAAAUUCUUGUCCAAUGUGUUGCGGUCCAAGAAAAUGUCAUCAGUGUGAGGUUGUAGUUUUUGUUGUUGUAAAUACCAAUAGCGGUAAUAAGAAAGUGAAUGCUAUCCUCA